UCUUGACCUGUACAGCACAGCAUAGCAACAUGCAAAGCAGCUGGUGCAAUGCGAUCGUUCUCCAAUCGCGCAUCUGCUUCACCACCAGUCUCACGAAAGACUACCAAUGAUCGGCCCACAUCUCACAGAAAGACCACAAAUGACUCUUCAGGCCGCAGCAAGUCCGUUGUGAGCCGCAGGACCACCAGUGGCUCCCAUGAGAGGAAUCGAUCCAAGGAUCGCAAGACCACUGCGCUUUCCGGUAGCGGCAGCAGGGCAGGGCGUUCUUCGACCUCUGAAGAAGAUCAUGAAUCAGAAGACUCCGAAGUUGAUGUGGAAAAUGUUCCCUUUCACUUGCGCAAAGCGGUCCCCUUGCACUUGGUGGAGGCACGAAUCUUGAAAAAGUCCGAGAAGGGUCAACCGUCAUCACCAACGGUUACCCAAGACAUGAGGAGACGUGUUGCACAGCAAUAUGUUCCACCGGAUGAAGACAAAUUGCCUGACGAAAUCUACGACCCCGCGCCUAUGGAAGCCGUCAUGGUGCGAAAGAGGGUUAUAAUUUUGCUGAUUGCAGGUUUCUUUCUUUGGUGCUUUGCUAUGCUGCCACUUCUUGCAGUCCAUGUCCUGACGUUUUAUCUCAGCAUCGGUGUCCAAACACACCGAGCUAACGCCGAUGCCAUUUUCGGGAAGCUUGAAGCAAUGGUUGCCCAGGAGCUCACCCCUGCACUUAACCUGGUGUACAUGCUCAGUGUACAGGCCAGCAUGGGCUUAUUCAAUGUCUCUGAGCCAUAUUGGGCCAUUACAAGAUCACUUGCGUACACUGUCCAGGAAAGCAAGCAGAUGCAGUAUGUCAAAGUGGUGGGCGCCGCGGAGCACAUGCUUGUUUUCCGGCCUGGCAAUUUGCACUAUGUGCCAAAAGAUGAAGAUGGUGAUGGCUACAUAGAUGUCCUUUAUGCUCCAGAUCAGAUCACCGGUGCUGUGGAGGUAGUGGAUGAUAUUUGUCAGGACGCCGACCCAUUCUUUUGUUUCGACAUCACGCCGGAUCAAUGGAGUCGUCUGACUGAUAGCUUGAAAGUGGACUUGCCAAGCCGACAGCUUACAGCUUGGUGGCUUGGGCCAGAGUUCUUGACAAAAAGCAAGCAGAAUGAAGUCAUCGCCUCACCUGAUGACUGGCCUUUGAUAAUUCGUUUCCUGGCGCAUGUGAACGUGACAGAGGGACUUCCUUCGAGAACAGAUCCAGACAUUGUGGAUCCGUUUGGCAUACCAGUGCCCCUGCCAGCGAGGGUCAGCUUGGACAUUGCUUUGGGAGUGGACCACAUGGGAGGUGUUCUUCAGGAGCGCUUGGACUCGCCAACAUGCUUGGGCACUGGCACAUGCACGCAGGAUGUGCGGCCUGAUGGAGGUGAGGUGUUCAUACUUGCAGCAGAUGGGAGCAUCAUUGCGGGCGCAGGCUGGCAGGCCAGACCAGCUAUUGGCGAAAGUGGCGAAUUGUACCAAAAGAUUUGGGAGAUGCAGUUCGAGUGGGCAAAAGAACUCACUCCGGAGGCAGUUGUGGCUGAAGACCGCAUCGAGUUCAUGACUUCUGCGAGUGAUUUAGUGGUCAUGAAGCCUUUGGGAGAGAGCCUUGCUGAAGGUGAAGAUGUGGCUGAUUCCGAAUAUCUUGGUGCAGCGAUCGAAGCAACCAGCAAAAAGGAGAGUCUCCACGAACGAGCCGGUGGGAAUCAAGACUUCUCAAGGUACAUAGAUGACUGUGAGGAGGCCGACACGGCUUGUUACAAAUCUACCUCAAGCGGAGCAGCUAGAAGCUGGAGUUCAGGAACUAUGAAUAAGAGAAGUCAUGCUCGUGGGCACCGGGGCUGGUGGCACAAGAAUCGGUUUGUAUGUUGAUUGGCGCGGUCAAGACAGCGGCUGGUCGGGUGGCCAAGAAGGAUCUUGAAUUGGAUGCUCGUGGUUGACAUGGGCACCGGCCAAGAUGGAUCUUGAAUGGUCUUGAGGCGUGGAGAAGACACGCGAGGAUGCAGCAUGUUCCAUACAGGAGUGCCCGUUAUGUUUUAAAACCGCAAUCAUGUGGUUGCAACCAGUCGCUUGGGCUGAGAGUGUUCUUCCGGUGUGGCGGAAGCACUCUCAGGGGAGUCAGUGAGGACCGGGAGAGACCUCUUGCAAUUUUUUGGAGUGUGUUUGUUUAUUUGACAAACCUGGUCUUGCGAAGAAACAGGAACAGAGGGCGGGGGAUAUACUAUAUAUACAUGCAAUUAUAUGCAUUCGAUGAUUAACAACUUGGGUGGUGUUCGCUCACUGGAAAACUCAUCAAUCAGGGUGUCACGCAAAAACAAAUAGAUUUUGGCGGCUGCAAAGCUCAAUUCACAACCGAUGGUGCACCAAGGUGUGCUUGUUGUCGUGCCUUUG
This is a messenger RNA of Durusdinium trenchii, 2385 nucleotides long. Lineage: Eukaryota; Dinophyceae; Suessiales; Symbiodiniaceae. The record is from the annotation of a GenBank genome assembly.